Molecule: messenger RNA, 5096 nt
Organism: Oryctolagus cuniculus (rabbit)
Lineage: Eukaryota; Metazoa; Chordata; Mammalia; Lagomorpha; Leporidae
Gene: ZXDB
Product: zinc finger X-linked duplicated B
Biological process (GO): regulation of transcription by RNA polymerase II
Cellular component (GO): nucleus
Molecular function (GO): transcription coregulator activity
Source: RefSeq, a predicted model, not a curated record
GGGCCCGCGGCAGGGGGCGUGGUCGCGCCGCCUCCGCCGCUCCGGUUCCAGCCCAGCCUCACGGACUCAGAGAUGGAAAUCCCGAGGCCGCUCCCAGCUCACGGGACACCACAGGGCGGCAGCGGCUGUGGCGGUAGCUCCGCGGGCGGCGUCCGGGUCCACCGAAGUCCUGACCUGUCGGCUGGUCAGACCCCGGCGCGCCGCCUCCUGCUGCUCCGGGGCCCCCAAGAUGGCGGGCCCGGGCGGCGGCGCGAAGAGGCCCGCACUGCCUCACGGGGCCUGGGCCCGAGCUUGUUGGCGCCGAGGCCGGAUUCUGCCGGCGGCGGCGGCGGCGGCGGCGACGACGACUUCUUCCUGGUGCUGCUCGACCCGGUGGGUGGCGACGUGGAGACCGUGGGCGCGGGUAAGGCCGCAGGGCCCGUGUGGAGGGAGGAGGCCGAGGCGGGGCCGGAGCCCCAACGGGGCGAGAGCGGCGCGAGCCCUGCGGCCCGGCCUGCGCUGGGCCCCCGCUGCCUGUCCGCGGCCCCCGUCCGGUCCCCGGCCCCGGCUCUAGGCUCGGGCCCCGCGGCGGCCUUCGCGGGUACCAUCACUAUCCACAACCAGGACCUGCUAUUGCGCUUUGAGAACGGCGUCCUCACUCUGGCCACGCCCCCGCUGCCGGCUUGGGAGCCUGGGGUCGGGCCUGCCCCGCAACCUAGGGAUCUGAUCGUCCCUCAAGCUGGGCUGCCGCACGCCACGCAACCUGGCGACUGCCCAGAGCUGCCGCCUGACCUCCUCCUGGCGGAGCCGGCAGAACCCGCGCCAGCCCCUGCGCCCGAGGAGGAGGCAGAGGGCCAAGCUGCCGCUCCGAGCCCCCGCGGGUCACUGGGCCCAAGCCCAGGCGUGGUGCUAUACCUGUGCCCCGAGGCACAGUGUGGGCAAACCUUCGCCAAGAAGCACCAGCUGAAGGUGCACCUGCUGACACACAGCAGCAGCCAGGGCCAACGGCCCUUCAAGUGCCCUUUGGGCGGCUGUGGCUGGACCUUCACCACCUCGUACAAGCUCAAAAGACAUCUGCAGUCUCACGACAAACUGCGGCCCUUUGGCUGCCCUGCGGAAGGCUGUGGCAAGAGCUUCACCACCGUAUACAACCUCAAGGCACACAUGAAGGGCCAUGAGCAGGAGAACUCUUUCAAAUGCGAAGUGUGUGAGGAGAGCUUCCCCACACAGGCCAAGCUCAGCGCCCAUCAGCGUAGCCACUUCGAGCCCGAGAGGCCCUACCAGUGUGCGUUUUCCGGCUGCAAGAAGACAUUCAUUACAGUGAGUGCCCUGUUUUCCCAUAACCGUGCCCAUUUCAGGGAACAGGAACUCUUUUCCUGCUCUUUUCCUGGCUGCAGCAAACAGUAUGACAAGGCUUGUAGGCUGAAAAUUCACCUGCGGAGCCACACGGGUGAGAGACCUUUCCUUUGUGACUUUGAUGGCUGUGGCUGGAACUUCACCAGCAUGUCUAAACUCUUAAGGCACAAAAGGAAGCACGACGAUGACCGGAGGUUCACGUGCCCCGUGGAAGGCUGUGGGAAAUCUUUCACGAGAGCCGAGCAUCUGAAAGGCCACAGCAUAACCCACUUGGGCACAAAACCUUUCGUGUGUCCUGUAGAAGGCUGUUGUGCCAGGUUCUCCGCUCGAAGUAGUCUCUACAUUCACUCCAAGAAACACCUGCAAGAUGUGGACACUUGGAAAAGCCGUUGUCCGGUCUCCACCUGUAAUAAGCUCUUCACCUCCAAGCACAGCAUGAAGACCCACAUGGCCAAAAGGCACAACCUUGGCCAGGAUCUCUUAGCUCAGCUAGAAGCCACAGAUUCUCUUACACCCAGCAAUGAACUUACCAGCCAGGGACAGAAUGAUCUCAGUGAUGCCGAGAUAGUGUCUCUCUUCUCUGAUGUGCCUGGCAAUAGUUCUGCUGCAGUGUUGGACACAGCAUUAGUGAACUCUGGGAUCUUGACCAUCGAUGUGGCUUCUGUAAGCUCAUCUCUGGCAGGGACCCUCCCUGCUAGUAAUAAUAAUUCCUUAGGGCAGGCUGUGGACCCCCGGGCCUUGAUGGCCACCAGUGACCUUCCUCAAAGUCUGGAUACCUCUCUCUUUUUUGGAACAACGGCAGCCAGUUUUCAGCAGAACACCUUAGAUACGGAUGAUGUCUCAGGUGCAGCUGCCGGGCCCUUGGGAUCUCUGGGUUCUGUGGCUAUGAAAAGCUCCAGUCCUGAGCCCCAAGCUUUGACACCCAGCAGUAAGUUAACAGUGGACACAGAAGCUCUGACUCCUUCCAGCACCCUUUGUGAAAACAGUGUCUCAGAACUACUGACACCAACCAAAGCAGAUUGGAAUGUACAUCCUGACUCUGACUUCUUCAGACGGGAGGGACAAACCCAGUUUGGAUUCUCCAAUCCAACAGGAAACCAUGGUUCUCAGAAAGAAAGAGAUCUUACCACAGUGACUGGCAGCUCAUUUCUGGUAUGAAACAACUGUAUUCAUUCCUCGCUGUGUGGCUUAAUUUUAGUACAUACACUCAGUUCUGAGGGUGUUCUGGAUUAAAUGUUUAAAUACUGUCAUGUUCUUUUGGAUUUGCAAUAGAACACAGCCCUGGACUACUAGUUUGGGGAUUUAAAUUCUGAUCUUUAGUCUGGAACUGACAAGCUCUGUGGUCCUGAGCAAACCACUUAACCUAUCUGAUCUGAAUUUACUUAUUUAUAAAAUUAAUUCUUUUCGAUUGGUUUUUGUAGGGUUGAUUCAACUCUGUGAUUCAUUGAUAACAUCCUUUCCUUCUAAAUUAUUUGAAUGUUUUGCAGUUAUGAGGUUGCAUGUUGAUUUUUUUUCAAACAUGUAUAAAAAUCGCUGUGUACUAAUUAACACCCAUGUGCUAUUCACCCAUUCUCUUAAGUGUCUGUUUCUUUUGUAUGUAUCCCCUUGAGAUCUUGUUUUUUUCUUGGUGUUUUACUGUUUGAAUAAACAGGUUGUUUCCCAUGAUUUUGCCUAGCUUUUUAGCUGUUUGUAACUGUUUUCCUAUGGUGGUAUUUAAUUUUUUUCAUCAAUUUUGUAGUUGGAUGUGGAAAUUUGAUCAGUAUGUGCUGAGUUUUUACAUGAAUAUUAGAGUGAUUGUGUUUUGUUCUUUUACCAUGUGUCCCAUCCUUGACUGAUUUUCUCUUUUUGUGAUAUUAGCAGCUGCCUCUGAUUAAUGCAUAAAUUCAUGUUUAUAUUUCUUUUUGAUCAGAUGAAUUUUCUUGGUAGAGUUACUUAAAGAGUGUCAUAGGAAACAUUUCUUUUUAAGGCAUUUAUAAAAGUUUACAGAAAUUUUUUUAAUGCCAAAUUAUUUAUUAAACAGUGAUAGGAUGAGAAAAUAUUUUAAAAAAAGUUAGCUGUUUUCACUGUAUAUUUUCCUGACCUCUUUUUAUGAUGGGAGGCUAUGUUGUAUAAUUGCCACAUAAGACUUUGUUAUGAAACAGAUCCUUGAUCUAAUUUGGGUCCUAUGAUGCUGGAUAAGUAAUCUGGAAUAAUUUAGUCCCACUAACCUCCGUGUUCUGGCUGUUUAGUGGUCAUAAUAAUGCACAUAUGUGCAUACAAUUUGUUAGACAUUUUUCUUUUCCAGUUUUUCACCAGUAAGAAAAGUGUUAGAUGUUUUGGUGUAUCUUGAUUAAUUUAGUCAUCUUUUUACCCUCUCAGUCUUUUCUGAUGUAAGGUGGAAAUUGGGAUAAUUUAUCUUAUGCAUGUGAAGAUAGCAAUGGUUUUUGACAUUUUGGGUGAAGCAUUAAAGAGAAUCUCUUUAUUUCCCACAAUGAAUAAUUUCCCCUUAAAAUAUUACUGUGGAAAAUGCCAGGAGUGGAGACAUUGCUCAUAUAUGUAUCUGCAUACCUCUCCAUUCAAUUUAUUUCUCACCAUUUUUGCUCUGUUUUUGAUGUUAGGCUUCUCUGUGACUGUGUAGCCUGCUAUUCUAUUUAAAUAUGAAAAAAGAUGCAGAGAACAUUAUUCCUCUAUGUGAUUUGUCUGGAGAGUUUAUUGUUUACAGUUUCCCAUAAUUGUAAAGAAGUGUUUAUUCUGAAUAUUGUGUAAAAUGUAUUAAAUGAGUGUAGCAUUUUUCAGUUUGUAGAACAUCUUCACAAAUGGUUUUGUAUUUCAAUAACUCUGAAAUAAUUUUGGCAAAGUCAAUGUUGUGUUUCGUGUCAUAAUAUAGCCAAAACACAUUCCAACAGGUCUUUGGCAAUGACUGACAAUUCUAUAGAUAGCUAAAAUGAGGAACAGAAAUUCUUUUAACAUCUUCUUUCUUACCCAUCUUAUUACCCAUCCAGCAUUCAUGAUUAAUUUCAGUGUUGUAACUUGUUUUUUUCCACUUCUGCAUACUCUCUUCCCACUCUACUGCCUUGCGUUGUGCAUUCCUAUCCUUAUAAUGCCUUUCUUUUUUAUUUUUUCGUGGUUAGAUCUCUUUUCUGCCACUAUGCCUCAAACACUGUCAUGGCACAAUGCUUAUAGUUGCUGAGUAUACAAUGCAGUUCUAUAUAUAUAAUAAGAUGUUAUUUUCUCGGCUUAGAUAAUAAUGUGUCUAUAUAUAAUUCAGAUAAUAAAGAUUAUUUUCAAUACUGUACAGAUAAGAAGUAGAUUUCUGUUUCAUUAUUUCCAUUAAAAAUUUUUUUGAGAGGGAGUUCUGAUACUUUCAUAUUUGCUCUAUUGUACUAGUACAGUAGUGUUUGCAUGUGGAUGUCUGUGAAUGAUAGUUUCUGUAGCACUUUGGAAGUGCACUAAAUUUUUUAUGUAUAAAGUAUUUCUGUAUUGCGUGUGUGUCUAUACUCACACACCUACAUAUACUUUAAAAGUCGUUGUAUUCAUUUAGUGUAAAAGAAAAAGUAGACAUACUUUUGUAAAUCAAAGAAAUGUUUGAAAUUUUAUUGUGUCUACAUAUCAACAGUUUUCCUUCUUUGCCUUGGAAAUAUUUGUAUCUAUACAUUUCAUAAAUUUUAUUCAUUAUGGUCUCAUAAAUUCACUGCUAUUUUUUGUGUCUGGCAGAUAAGUAUGUUGAGGAUUGAGAUGAACACUCAAGUCAUGAAAAUCUAAUAAAUUGAUAAACAAGAGAA